AUGCACAAAGAUACUGGAGGUAUUACAAGCAACCUGCUUGGAGGUUUAUCCAGCUGUCUUAGGAGAUGCAUAUUCGGCAUAUUAUCUAUGGGUUCUGUGCCACAUCAUAUUGCUUUUAUCAUGGAUGGGAAUCGAAGGUUUACAAAGAAGAGUAACUUGGCUGAAGGGAUUGGUCAUAAGGCUGGAUUUUCAUCUCUCAUUUUCAUGCUUAGGUAUUGUUAUGAAUUAGGAGUGAAGUAUGUAACUGUCUAUGCAUUCAGCAUCGAUAACUUCAAAAGAAAGCCCAAAGAGGUGCAAUCCUUGAUGGAAUUGAUGCGAGAAAAGAUUGAGGAGUUGCUUCAGAUGAAAGCACUAUCAAUGAAUACGGUGUUAAACUACAUUUUAUUGAAAACUUGCAGUUAUUGGCUGAACCUGUGA
This is a messenger RNA of Arachis stenosperma, 417 nucleotides long. RefSeq names its product dehydrodolichyl diphosphate synthase CPT3-like. Gene Ontology annotation, cellular component: endoplasmic reticulum. Gene Ontology annotation, biological process: polyprenol biosynthetic process. The record is from RefSeq and is a predicted model, not a curated record. The transcript has a single exon. Bases 1 to 417 code for a protein of 138 amino acids. NCBI's taxonomy places the organism in Eukaryota, Viridiplantae, Streptophyta, Magnoliopsida, Fabales, Fabaceae.